Uranotaenia lowii is the source of this 858-nucleotide messenger RNA. RefSeq lists its product as uncharacterized. The coding region runs from base 1 to 858 and encodes 285 amino acids. The transcript is spliced from 3 exons. NCBI's taxonomy places the organism in Eukaryota, Metazoa, Arthropoda, Insecta, Diptera, Culicidae. The record is from RefSeq and is a predicted model, not a curated record.
AUGGUAGGAAACUUAUACGGUGCAGGUCUUGCUAGCAUAAUGACCAUUCCUCAAUACGAGAAGCCUAUUGAUACUGGAAGGGAUUUCGCCGAAAGCAAUAUGUUACUAGCAGGAAGUGCCAUAUCAUGGAUCUACGCAAUAAUGGACGCUCCCCAACCGUUCCUUCAAAAAAUUGUUGAGAACUAUCGCCUAGUGGAUAUAGAUUACAUGAUUGAUCAUCGGUACGCUCUCGAUAUAGGAUACAUCGGUGAGCGGACUCAGUUUGGUAAUUUUGGGCCCAUCGAUUUCCUGGACGAAGGAUCCGCUAGCCUCAUGCGGUUACUGAAGGAUGAUCUGUUCUGGCAGAUGUGUACAGCGAUCGUUUCGAAAACAUGGCCUCUCAAACAUCACUUCAACAAACUUGUUUUAGCGGUCAAAGAAUCGGGAAUACAGAAUUACUGGGAACUUCAGGUUGUGAAAAAUUUUAUGAACUCAAAAAUUCAGCAAGGUAUUCUCGAUAGUCGCAAUACCAAUCAAGGAUCUGAGGCCGAAACACUUAGGGGAAAAUUUGGCAAUUACCUUCCAGUACCUUCGGCAUCCCCGUUGAUGAAUCAAUCUUUAUGCUCAGAUUGUGGAGCAUGUCGUCCAGGGCCUCUGAUCGAGGACACCAAGGUCAGCUUGGUAGUUGCACCGUUGUUCUGCGAGAAAAUGAGUGAAAGGGCAAUGGAAUGCAUGGAGGAAUAUUCCGGGUCUUUCCACAUCCUGUGUUUGACCGAUCCUGAUACACCUUGCCAGGCUGUCGUCUUUUUUGUACUCCUGGAUAUUAUCCUGAGGAACUCAGUCAAUGACGAAGUUAGAUUUCAACAUCUGGAAAAGUAG